Molecule: messenger RNA, 2908 nt
Organism: Onychostoma macrolepis
Lineage: Eukaryota; Metazoa; Chordata; Actinopteri; Cypriniformes; Cyprinidae
Product: mas-related G-protein coupled receptor member A5-like
Exons: 2
Coding region: 1450-2409 (319 amino acids)
Biological process (GO): phospholipase C-activating G protein-coupled receptor signaling pathway; positive regulation of Rho protein signal transduction
Cellular component (GO): membrane
Molecular function (GO): G protein-coupled receptor activity
Source: RefSeq, a predicted model, not a curated record
GGUUAGGUGUAGGGUUGGUGUAGGGCAAUAGCACAUACAGUUUGUACAGUAUAAAAACCAUUACGCCUAUGGAGAGUCCCCGUAAACCACUAAAACAAACGUGUGUGUGUGUGUGUGUGCGCACUUGCAAGGGUUAAAUGCAGAGCACAAAUUUCGAGUAUGGGUCACCAUACUUGGCCACACACCACUUCCCUCUCCUUUACAAUAUACAUGUAUCACUACAUCGAGAGCCAGUAAUGAGAAUGACUACACGAUUAACCAGAGUCUGACUAAACCAAAGCUGGAGCUGACUCAAGGACUGAUGUGCUGCUUCACAAAUAUCACUGUCUGCAAUUAAACGCCUUUGGUUUAAUUUCUGAUGUCAUGUAAUGGUUUUAUAUCACAAAUUUAAUGGUUGUACAUUUUGAGGUUGCAUGUGCAUUAAGCAUUCAUUAUGUUAAUACAUCUUUGUUCUUUCUUUCAGCUCGUUAUCUGAGAGAAUCACUCUUCAUUUGCCGCUGUUUCCAGAGUGAAUUCAGUCUAUAAAAUAACAACCAUCAGCUCACAGACACCAUCAUCUACUGAUGAACAUCUUCAAGCCACAGUCUGAUCCAGGUAAGAUCAUGUGUAUAUUAUGUAAUGUAGCUUUGGGGGGUUUCUUUCAGGUCCUUGUCUGAGCCACUUCUCAUUUUAGGGGUUGUGUUCAAUAAUGAGGCGAUCAGCUCAUAAACAUCUGGCUUGUAAUUGUCAUUAUGAUUGCAGUUUAGGUCAUGUUAUCUCAUGUAUGAGUUCAUAUGGUGUUAACUAUAUUUGUAUUCAUGGUAUCGCUGAUGGUUAAUCAAACUAAUUAAUUAAAAGUCUGUGCAAUUUCAGUUUUACUAUCAGCACUGAGUGGAAUAACGACACAUUUCUGUUUCCUAAAGAAAACAUCUGAGUUCACAAAGCAGCAAGAGAAUUAGGAAAGUCUGAGCAUUUGUGCUUCUCUUAGUGUUUGAAGGUUUCUUAUUUGACUGAGGAAGUGAAAAACACUGUGAACAAUAAACUAGAAAACAUGUGCCAAAAAAAAAAAAAAAAAAAUCAAUCAAUCACUCAAACUACCCUUUUUGACUACCAUCUGUUUAUUUUAUUUGUCAUUACUCGUCUUAUUUCUGCGUAUGCCGAAUAAACUGUUGCUCAAUAAACACCAUUCACUGCAGCUUCCUAGUCGUCUCUCUCCUUACAUCACAGUAAGAUCUCACUAUUUCCAUCAGAAAUGACACAGUUAAACUUACCAAAUGGAAAAGUUUACUCACUUUUGUUUGUAUUUCCACUAUGUUCUCCAUCAGAUCAACAGCGCUUGGAUGUUUUUUUUUUACGGUGUGGAGUUGAUGGCGCUGAACGUUCUCCUUUGACUUCUCUGUGGAAAAAGAAACACAAACCAACUGGACAAGUUCUGUCAUAAAUUGUUUCCUCUCAGGAAUUUGUGAAACGAUGGCACAACAUAACAUCAGCAUCAAUGGCUCAACUGCAUCAGAUGAUGAUUUACGUUAUUGGGAGCUGAGGAAAUUACAAAUGAAAAAGGAUUAUGCAGAACUUUUAUUUGUCAGUGUCCUUUCAGUCGUUGAGAUCCCAAUCAUGAUCUUAACUCUGAUCGCCUUGUGUUUCAUCAUCAAAUCUCGGCCUGCUGUUUCAGUUUUUGUUAGUAAUUUGAUACUUUCAGAUCUCAUACAGGUCAUUUGUAUGUUAAUAGGAACAGCAGAAUGGACACAGGAACUGUAUACUGCAUAUGACUAUUCUAUGAUGGUGGGUCUGUAUUUUAUGGCAUGUGUGGCUUCUGAACGAUAUCUUCUGGUUUCUCAUCCUAUCUGGUACAGAUCUCACCAGUCACUCAAACUCUCCUGUUUUAUUUCUGUGAUCGUCUGGUUUGUGCCUCUGAUCAUUGCAAAAGUGAAACCCCCUCGUAUAUUUUUUGAAGAUCUAGACUGGUGUAUAGUAUGUUUAAUUCCUUACAUCAUCAUCAUUCUCUGUUUUGCUGGCACUUGUCGAGGUCUUUCUCGUUCAAUAUCACUGACUGCUCUUCAGCGCAAAUUAAUUUUGGGCAGUUUGUUCCUGGUGCUGUUGACUUACACACUUCUCAUUCUGCCUUUUGUGAUUAUGUUAUUAAUUCAACCUUUUUGUUCCAAUGACAAUUUUGUUGAGAAAUGUAUCUACUGUGCAGAAAUGCUCAUGUAUGUGAAUCCACUUGCUGACUGUUUGCUGUAUCUGUUCAUGAGGCCUGAUGUUCGUAAUAUGAUGAAGUCUGUUCGCUGCUGUUGUAGACGUCAGAGAUCGAAUCACAACCAGGACGAACACUCUGUAGUGAAUCCACAGAACAGCUGCUGUACUGUAGUGUGCUGUAUUUCAGCUCAAGAGCCUGCAUCUCAUUCACUGAACACCUGCAGCUCAGUUUAACACGCUGCUAAAUAUAGAGCUGAAAAACACUGUUAUAUUUAAUUGAAGUCAGUAUAAUUAAUGUAUUAUAAUAUAAUUAAAUAAUUAGUAAAUUGAAUUUUAUAAAAUUAAUUAAUAAAAAAAUAAAACAAUUAUUAUUUUAAUAUUUAUUAAUAAUAAUAUUAUUUGAUCCCCUGCUGAUUUUGUACAUUUGACAAAGAAAUUAUCAGUCUAUCAUUUUAAUGGUAGGUUUAUUUUAACGGUGAGAGACAAUAACAAAAAAAUCCAGAAAAACGCAUUUCAAAAAAGUUAUUCAUUGAUUUGCAUGUACACCGUUUGGAUUAAAUGAAAGUACAGCCACAUUUUAUCUUCUGUAUAGACUUUACAAAAAGAUACCAUUCAUUUAAAUGACUUCAUGUUAUUAUCUAACAUCAACUUACAGUGAGUGAACAAAAUAUUUUUACAACAUUAAUGUUUGUGAAUGUUAUUUAAUACAAACCCUUGAUCAUUGUGCAUUAAA